Messenger RNA from Thermochaetoides thermophila DSM 1495, 1086 nucleotides. RefSeq lists its product as uncharacterized. The record is from RefSeq and is a predicted model, not a curated record. Lineage: Eukaryota; Fungi; Ascomycota; Sordariomycetes; Sordariales; Chaetomiaceae. The transcript has 3 exons. The coding region runs from base 1 to 1086 and encodes 361 amino acids.
AUGCUGCUUGCGCGCCGCCUGCUAUCACUCAUCAUCAUCACCAUAAUCCUCCUGCCAAUUCACACCACAAAUGCCGCAAGCGCCUGUGUCCUGGCUGCUUUAAAGAGAGCCAGGGACGAUCAGGUCAAGGAGCUGAACGCCACCAUUUCGAUUGUCGGAGAGCUCGUCGAUGCUAUUGCUAUGGUGGAGAGCCAGCGCAAAAGCCCGCUGGAGAAGCAAGUCGGCAAGCCGUUUAUCGACAAACUUCAUUCCUUCCUGAUCCAAGAAUCCAUGAAAACGACAAGAGUCCUCACCUCUUCCCCCACCGCUAUUCCGGUUCCCUCUAAAUCCACGAUACCCGCAGCUACGAAUGUCUCUGACAUUCCCACAACCGGGCUCAGGAUGAUGUUUCUCCUACUCCGGCCCCUCCAAAACAACCCCGUUGGGCUGAUGUGGCCGCGACUCCUUUUGAAUUACAUGGGCUUCCCGCGCGAUCUCAUCAAUCGCGCGUAUCCGAUUAAAUCCGGCUGGUGCGUCGAAGUGAGGGAGCAGCAACAUCGCUCUUUGCUAGUCGAGAAGGCAAAGGAGAAAGGCCUUGUCGCAGAGCCGGAGAAAACCACUUUUGCUUACAUUGCGAGGAAUGUACCUCAAACGAUCCGCGACUUCACGGGCCAACCCAUCGAUACCGAACCGCUCAUUCAGCAAGAAGCAAUCGUUGUCACACACCAGAAGGACGCAAAGGUCAUCAAGAGCAGAUCGGGUGCCUGGAUUGUGGUUCUCCGCCGGCAAUACCCCAGCUUCCGACUGUUCGACUCGGACCCUGCUAUCCCAUUGUCCCACAACCCCCGAAUCUACUCUUGCGAGCACUGUUUCGGCUUCCACCAUCGGGACAAGUGCCGCUAUGCUGCCCUACCCCCGGACACCGCGACUGCCCAGCCCUCCCAAAAUAAAAUCUCCCAAGGCCGAGUCCUGAAGCCUACGCGCGAGCAGAGAGCCGCCUUCCGCAAGGCUGGCCGUGCAGCGUACAAGGCUAAGGUAGCCGAGCUUAAGAACACAUCGACCCCUCCCUCGGCCCUCCCCUUCCUCCUCGAACCCAACUUCGAGUGA